CUCUUUCCACUCUCGUAUUUCUUCUCUCAGUGAACAAUGCUGACAACGUGCAGCGAAAAAAAUACUUGAAAUAGUUAUUUACAUCAGUGGGAAGGUUACAAAUAGUGUCUCAAAAUAAUGCAAAUCAAAGUCAUUUUGUUAUACCUUCCAAAUGUGGAAUAUUCAAAACAUGGCUGCAAAAAAAAGUGAUGUGGACCUUUUAGGAUUUGACGAACACGUGAAUAUGGAGUAGAACGCUAACUUAGAAAAAUGGUCGGCGGAACAACACUCCUUUUGAAUGACCUACACCAUCCGAUCGAAGAAACCAUUCAUUACUGCUAUGUAUGCAAUGUCGCCAUCUCCAACUCGAUCAACAAUCUGUGUCAAUUGUUUCCUACAAUAAGCGAAGAUGACGAAACUGUCAGUCCGGCUACCAUUCUUGCCAACAUUUUACAGUUCGAUAUUACUCCAGAAUUGUCUCAUUCACAGGCAAUUUGUAUUGAAUGUAAUUCCCUUUGUAAUGAAUACCAGAAUCUACUAGAUCGCUUAGACUCGAUUAAACUGCAGUUAACCGUUAGUUACAACAGUACUGUUACUAAGCUGGCAGCAUGUUUAACGGCAAGAGAGUUGGUUGAAGCCGAAGCCGAAGCAUUGGAUGAUUCAAGUGUGUCACAAGAUCUAAAGUUGCAGAACGAUGGAACAGAACUAAUAGGAAUCCCCCUUGGGCAUUUGACUGCAGUGGUUUCAGUUGUUUCGAAUGCAGACCCCAAAGUCAAUGUUAAAUAUGAGAAUGAUGAGAAUUUGUCCAAUUUACAUUUGGUUCCUGAAUCUAUUGCAUGCAGAACGGUUUCUCCUAUUAAAAACUCUCGCUCCAUCAUAAAAGUGCUUGAACAAACCACUUCUACGAAUAGUAAUGUAACUUCUGAUCCGAAUAGUCAGGGUGUACACGUCUGCGAAGUUCCGUCGGCCGAACUUUCAAUGGAGCAGUUUUUCGACGGAGCUGAUGGAAAUAUGGUUGAAAUAAUCACUGAAGGGAAUUCAACGGAUUAUAUUUACGAUAGCGUGAUUGAAACAAUUGGUGAAUCGGAUGAUGACGAUCCCGGCGGGAAGACCGGAACUGGAUCAAUUACUCUUGAUGCUACUAAUAAUCAACCUGAACAAGAAUUUGUGACGGAAGACGACUCUAACGGUGCACACAUUCUUAUUGCAGCAGCAAACGACAGUAUAAAAACAAUGCAAAAGAGAUUGGAAGCGCUUUUUUUCAAAACCAAAACCAAUUACUACUGCGCGCUAUGCCGAGCAAACAACGGACCAUCUACGGCCCACAACGUGAAAACUAUUACCCUUCACCUGAAAACGGAACACAACGAGAAGAUCCUUAUUUGUGAACAUUGUGACGCCAUUUUCCGGAGGCGAUCAGAAUACAACGAACAUCUUGAUCAACAUGUCGCAUCUGAGAUGACUGACUUUCGUUGCGAUAUCUGUUCAGUCAAGUUCAGCAACAUUCGUGCGCUGCGAAUGCACCUUAAGAGUCACCAAGGCACAUCAAAAGUAUGGGUCUGCGAGAUAUGCAAUAAGAAGUACAGCUCAAAGAACUUGCUGGAUGAACAUAUGAAUAUGCAUUCCGGAAAACGACCUUUCAAAUGUGCUCAUUGUCCCAAGGAUUUUGCGUCUAAAUAUACCUUAGCAGCUCACAUGAAGAUACAUCAGGACCGAGAAAGGAUCUUCAAUUGCAAGGUGUGUGGCAAAAGUUUUUUCAGUCAAAGUAAUCUUCUGCAGCAUGAGCGAACCCACACCGGUGUGCGAGACUACACUUGUCCGGAUUGUGACAAAACGUUCAUGUCGCAACAUAACCUUGAUAUUCACAAAAUUGUGCAUUUGAAUUACAAACCAUUUAUAUGCCGCACUUGUGGCAAGGGAUUUGCACGAAAAGCGGAAAUCAAGGAUCACGAGAGGACUCACACAGGCGAACGACCAUUUAUUUGCGAUAUCUGUGAUGCAAGCUUCUCCCAGCGAUCUAAUCUGCAGUCACACAAAAGGGCGACACAUUUCAACGAUCUUCGGUACAAAUGUGACCUGUGUGGUCGGUGCUUUAAACGGCGAAGACUGUUAGACUAUCAUAUCAAAGCUUGCCACACAGGUGAAAGACCUUAUAAAUGCGACGUUUGCUCCGCGACCUUUGUCUAUCCAGAGCAUUUUAAAAAACAUCAAAAAAUCCACACUGGAUCGAAACCCUUUGCUUGUGAGGUUUGCAGUAAAACAUUCAACAGCCGAGACAACCGCAACGCACACCGGUUUGUGCACAGUGACAAAAAGCCUUAUGAAUGUGUCACUUGCGGGGCUGGUUACAUGCGAAAGCCACAGUUAUAUGCGCAUAUGCAACAACGUGGUCAUUUAAAUGGCACUAUCGUGGUAAACCAACCGAGAAUUACUAACGAAGAUUUGUUGGAGUUUGACACGACCACUGAUUCGAUUGGGGAUCCGGUUGAAUUAGAUACAAAGGACGGAAUAAUUUUCGAGGAAAAUGACGAAGGAGAAGACAUAGAUGAGUACUAUGUCGAAGAGGAUGCUGAAGAAGAAGGUGUCAUAAUUGCUAGCGAUGAUCAGGCAAAUAUGCAUUUGCAAAAUACGGUAGGACUCCCCGAAGCGACCGCACUGUUUGCAACCAGUAGAGGCUUUAUCGAUGAAUCAGACAUUGUGAGUCAAGACGAAGAAAUGCAACUCGUGAAACUCAAUAUCACCAAUUCUAAUGGGAAAAACAGUAUUACCUGGGUAAACAUGGUAACUGAAUAAUCCUUCAAAAAUAUGUGAAUUUUGUCCAAAGAAUAAAACUAUAAAAAUUUUUGAAACCAUGAA
Molecule: messenger RNA, 2835 nt
Organism: Malaya genurostris
Lineage: Eukaryota; Metazoa; Arthropoda; Insecta; Diptera; Culicidae
Product: zinc finger protein 3 homolog
Exons: 9
Coding region: 250-2772 (840 amino acids)
Source: RefSeq, a predicted model, not a curated record